CAUGAGCGCAUGUGAAGACUGCGGGAAAACUGAGAGAGACGGUGUCACGCUGCACAGAUUUCCUCACGAUGAAGAGCAGCGCCAGAAAUGGAUCUCCAGCAUGCCCACAGGUGCGAGAUGGAGAACUUCAGACUCUGCGCGAUUGUGUUCAGAUCAUUUCACCUCAGACGGUUUCCACACCGCUGGACAUUUACACUCAGGCGCUAUACCCUCUGUCUUUCAGUCUACGUUUCUUCCAGUUCCAGAGGUUAUUUAGUCAUUCUUGGUCAUUUACUGACUUCAAUUCAAUUAUUCUUCAAUUUCGCACCAUCAACACCUGGCUGUGGAUCACAUAUCCCAAUUUAUAAUAAAA
Molecule: messenger RNA, 352 nt
Organism: Silurus meridionalis
Lineage: Eukaryota; Metazoa; Chordata; Actinopteri; Siluriformes; Siluridae
Exons: 3
Coding region: 2-256 (84 amino acids)
Source: RefSeq, a predicted model, not a curated record